AUGUAUAUAAAGAAACAUCAUCAUCUCAAGAAGAAGCAAUCAGCAUUUCAGAUUCAAGCCUCGUCCAAUCUCCCAGCAAAAGAAGAGCUAAAUGGCUCACUCAUCAAGCGAGCUGAGCUAGAAAGUGUGUAUCACUACAUUCUCAACAAUGCAGAUCCAUGUCUAAUCGUAAAGACGAAAACUUUACGCCGAUACUUAAACGGAAAACGCUAUGAAACCAGCGAGGAUUUCCCGCUUUUCGUUGAUCUGUUUCCGCUAAAACUGCACCCUGAAAGCCGCGUUGGGAAUCGGUAUAAGCUUCUCCGGAGCAUUGUGUUCAUCAAUGAUCCAGAUAUCUCUUGUAUGAGAGAAGACUGUGUGGAACGUUUUAAGCGGCUUACGGGAAUGGAGAGCCUUACUUUGACCCUUGACAUUGGUGUAAUUGAAACUUUUACAGCCAAAGAUGUUAAGGUCGAGAUUGAUGAAAGCUUAGAACCGUUGGAAGAAGAUACGACUUGUUUGGAAGAUCCCAUUGAUGUUAAGGAUGAGAUUGAUGAGGGCUUAGAACCGGAUACUGCUUGUUUAGAAGAUUGCACUUGUGGUGACGAAAGUGAUGUUGCUGCAAAAGCUGGAGCUCAGGCUGGACAUGUGAUGCGGCUGAUUGAUAUCGGUGAUUGCACUGACGCUUAUCUCUUCCGUGUAUCGCUUCCCGGUGUGAAAAGAGAUGAAAGACACUUUAGCUGUGAAGUAAAAGACGAUGGGAAAGUACUAAUUAGAGGAAUCACUACAACAGGUGGGAAACAAGUUCAUCGGUAUACUCAGGUGUUUGAGAUGCAGACGCAGAAUCUUUCCCCGCCCGGUCGCUUUACUGUUUCGUUCAGCCUCCCAGGUCCUGUGCAGCCACAGGAGUUUUCGGGCAACUUUGGAACCGAUGGGGUUCUUGAAGGGAUCGUAAUGAAGAAGAUGCAGGAGAAACUGUUUAAAUCUUAG
Thlaspi arvense is the source of this 969-nucleotide messenger RNA. The record is from the annotation of a GenBank genome assembly. Lineage: Eukaryota; Viridiplantae; Streptophyta; Magnoliopsida; Brassicales; Brassicaceae.